AUGUCAUCUGAUAAUACAUUGAUUGAAAACAAUGAAAAACAUCUUGAAGAUGAAAAGAAACAGAACGUUAUUGUAAGGAUUUCCAGUAUUCAUCCAUUUUCAGACAACCAUGAAAAGAUGUUAUCUGGGUAUCAUUCUAUUUAUUGGGGUAUCAUUCUAUUUAUUGGAGUGUUAGUCAAUAUUUAUUGGGGUAUCAUUCUAUUUAUUGGGGUAUCAUUCUAUUUAUUGGGGUAUCAUUCUAUUUAUUGGGGUCCUUUCAUAAGUAAGAGAAUGGUUUUUAAACAAUACAUGCCAGACAAGAGAAUGGUUUUUAAACAAUACAUGCCAGACAAGGUAAUACAUGCUGACAUACUGACUUUUCAGUUAUGUAUCAUUAUUUUCAGAGAAUGUGUUUUUAAACAAUACAUGCCAGACAAGAGAAUGGUUUUUAAACAAUACAUGCCAGACAAGAGAAUAGUUUUUAAACAAUACAUGCCAGACAUGCCAGACAAGAGAAUGGUUUUUAAACAAUACAUGCCAGACAAGAGAAUGUGUUUUAAACAAUACAUGCCAGACAAGAGAAUGGUUUUUAAACAAUACAUGCCAGACAAGAGAAUGGUUUUUAAACAAUACAUGCCAGACAAGAGAAUGUGUUUUAAACAAUACAUGCCAGACAAGAGAAUGGUUUUUAAACAAUACAUGCCAGACAAGAGAAUGUGUUUUAAACACUACAUGCCAGACAAGAGAAUGGUUUUCAAACAAUACAUGCCAGACAAGCCAACACAUGCUGACAUACUGACUUUUCAGUUAUGUAUUAUUAAUUUCAGAGAAUGGUUUUUAAACAAUACAUGCUGA
Messenger RNA from Lottia gigantea (owl limpet), 834 nucleotides. RefSeq lists its product as hypothetical. Lineage: Eukaryota; Metazoa; Mollusca; Gastropoda; Lottiidae. The coding region runs from base 1 to 834 and encodes 277 amino acids. The transcript is spliced from 16 exons. The record is from RefSeq and is a predicted model, not a curated record.